GACACACACAUAUACAUACAAGAAAGGAAACAAGAGAUAGAUAGAGAGAGAGAGGGAAAUAAAAGUCGUACGCGACAAGCUCGCGUAAAACGAAACAAAGAUAGGCGGUUCGGUGUUACUCGAGCUUGAGAUGGACUCUGUAGCAGUGACAGUGCCACUUCGUCAGCCGACGAAGAAGAUGAAGAAACGAAAGGAGCUCGAUGCCCUGGCACCUCCGCACACCGUUUCCCGCCGCAGUUCCGGGAAACGUAGCUCUCAAGAGUUACUGUCAGAUAGCAGCGACGAACGCUCGGAAUACUGGAAUAUAUCGACUAGAAAUGGCCGCAAAUGCAGAGGCAGACGAAGUCGAGCUUGCCCCGGAUUUUUUAAAGCUUGUAGUGCCUUUCUGGCUUGUGCCUCUGUAUUAGCAACCGCUAGUUUAAUUUGGCUGUUCAUCGACGUUCGUCAGCAACUUACCGCUCUACGGACCGAGCUGGACCAAGUUAUUGCCGGUAGCGAAGGUGUUCCUGAUGCUCUGCAGAAAUGUCACUCUCUGUCGAGAGACCUCCAGAACAACCAGACCAUUAUUUUCACUCAUUUAUCAGAUUUCAAGCUUCAAAUCAAUAAUUUCACAACGCAGUUAGCAGUUAUCCAACGUGAUUUGCAUCGAGUAGAAGAAUGGUUCAAAGAGGAUCCAGCAUUAUUUAAUGUGCCAACAGAUUUGAAGGCCCUCUCCAGUAGUGUGGUGUCAUUCGGAAGCCAAAUACAAGACUUGAGUGCCACAGUAAAAGCGUUGAAAGAAUCCAAUGCUAGGGUACAAGAUGUUCAAACCACUAUGCAGCAGAAUAUUUCCAGUAUCAAGAAUGCAGUAACAGAAUUGUCAAAUGUUACGCAAAAGCCUCAGAUGCUGAUCACAAAUGAGACAAAAAUAAAGACUGACCAAUUGAAUGCAGCAAUUGUACAUUUAUCCGAUAAUUUGAUAAACAUGAAUGAAACUCUGUCGAGAGCUGUACAAUGGGUGGCAGAGGACCAGAAGAAAGAUCAUGAAACAUUGGUGUUGCUUCAGGAGACCACUCAGAAUGUUAGCAUGAAGGUAAUAUCUCUGCAAAGAGAGUGUGUAAAGACCACUAUACUCAAGUCUGUCAUGGAAUUGAAUAACCAAUUGAGUGAAGUUCACGCAUCCAAUACAGAACUUAGCGAAAAAGUAAAACAGUUGGAGCAGUCUUACGGUAGUUUGAAAAAUUCCACGAGCUUAAUGUUAGCGAUGAUACCGAAUCAGGUCCAGAAGUUGACCAAGACAAAAGUUUUGGAGAAGCCAGUUAGCGAAGACGCGACCACAGAACAAGACCGCAGUGUAUUAGACGAGACGGCGAAAAAAGCAGGGACAGAUAAAUUGAAACGCUUGAGUUCCGAUCCGUAAAGUAUUUCUAGAGGAAUUUAUUUGUAACACGGUGAUGAUUUUACCGAGCUUUCAUCUUGUACGAUAACAAAAACAAAUCACCUAUUUCUCAAGAAGAGAGCACAAAGAGAUAUUGUGCGUGUGUAUGUUGUAAAUAUAUUAAAAAUAAUAAAAUUAAGUGAAUAAUUAUUGAGAAAUUCCAUGUAUAUACAGAGGUAAAUAUUUAUGACCUGAAUCAUGUGAUCUCUUACUCUCUCUGACUCUAAUUGUGCACAGAAUAAUCCACAUUCAAAUGGAUUAUUCUAUUGUAUAAAAGGAGAAGAAAAAAGGGAAUGAUAAUGUUUGAAAAUUGAAUCUAAUUUAGGGAGAGCUAUUUACAAACGAGCAAUAAGAUGUACGUUGAUCCGUAGUAUUGUCGAGCUCGAAUACCGUGUGUAUUUGAGAGUGUUUCAAUUAUGACGAAUGCCAAUUUCUAGAGGACGCUAUGGCCUGUAAUGUGACUACCUGAAUUUAUUCAGAUACACUGAUACACCAUCGAAAAAGUACAAAGAACGUUUACACUUGUUUUUCCGUUAUAAAACACAAACGAGGAAACAAAAAAAAAAAAAAAAA
Messenger RNA from Heterotrigona itama, 1990 nucleotides. NCBI's taxonomy places the organism in Eukaryota, Metazoa, Arthropoda, Insecta, Hymenoptera, Apidae. The record is from the annotation of a GenBank genome assembly.